This is a messenger RNA of Babesia bigemina, 1617 nucleotides long. Its product is annotated as T-complex protein 1 zeta subunit, putative. Gene Ontology annotation, molecular function: ATP-dependent protein folding chaperone; ATP binding; ATP hydrolysis activity. Gene Ontology annotation, cellular component: chaperonin-containing T-complex. The record is from RefSeq and is a predicted model, not a curated record. Gene Ontology annotation, biological process: protein folding. The coding region runs from base 1 to 1617 and encodes 538 amino acids. Lineage: Eukaryota; Apicomplexa; Aconoidasida; Piroplasmida; Babesiidae. The transcript has a single exon.
AUGUCCGUGAACAUACUCAACAAGCAGGCCGACAGCCUGCAGGCCAUGGCCGCGCUGGCUACCAACAUACACGCCGCCAAGAGCCUCUGCGACAUCGUCAAGACAAACCUGGGCCCCAAGGGCACCUGCAAGAUGCUGGUCAACGGCGCCGGAAACAUCAAAAUCACGAAGGACGGAAGCGUCCUGCUCGGAGAGAUGAUGAUCCAGCACCCUACGGCCAUGAUUCUGUGCCGGGCGGCCUCGGCCAUGGACGAGAUCACCGGCGACGGCACCACCUCAAACGUCAUGCUCUCCUCCAACCUGAUGAAGAACAGCGAGGAACACAUCCUGUACGAGGGCGUACACCCGAAAUUCGUCGCUGACGGCUUCGGAGUGGCGGUCGAGAAGGCGCUCAAGUGCCUCGAGGAACUCAAGGUCUCCGUCGGCUCGCGUGAAAAGCUCGACUGGGAGAUCCUCGCCAGCGUCUCCAAGACGUGCGCGUGCACCAAGUUACCUAGGGAGCUCGCACUGCACAUCGCUCACGAGGUCGUGGAGGCCGUUAAGCUCAUUUAUCGUCCCGACCAGCCCGUCGAUCUCUUCAUGGUCGAGGUUCUGCACAUGCGGCACCGCCUCGCCUCUGAGACCCAGCUUGUGCGCGGCAUGGUCCUCGACCACGGCUCGCGCCACCCGGACAUGCCCAAAAGAAUCGAAAACGUCUUCAUCCUCACCCUCAACUGCUCGCUGGAGUACGAACGGAGUGAGGUGCACUCCGGAUUCUCGUACUCCUCUGCCAAGCAACGCGAACGUUUGGUCACUUCCGAGCGCAAGUUCACCGACGACAAGGUGCAGAAGAUCAUAGACCUCAAGCGCAUGGUGUGCCCCCCGGGAAGCAACCGCUCCUUCUGCGUGCUGAACCAAAAGGGCAUCGACCCGCCGGCGCUGGACCUGCUGGCCCGUGAUGGCAUCAUGGCUCUGCGACGCGUCAAGCGCCGCAACAUGGAGCGCUUGACGCUGUGCUGCGGCGGGACCGCGUGCAACAGCGUAGAGGACCUCAAGAUAGCCGACCUCGGGUUUGCGGAGAAGGUGUACGAGCAGAUGGUCGGAGAGGAAAAGUACACCUUUGUCGAGGGCGUGUCGAACCCGCGCAGCUGCACGCUGCUCAUCAAGGGGUCAAGCGAUUACAGCAUAGCUCAAAUCAAGGACGCCGUCAGGGACUGCCUUCGCGCAGUCAAAAACGCAAUCGACGACGGUUACGUGCUUCCAGGAGCAGGCGCCACUGAACUCCACAUAUACAACCGCCUGAUGCGCAACAUAAGCGAAGUCAAGGGCAAGGCCAGGUACGGCGUUCAGGUCUUUGCUGAGAGUGUGCUCGCCAUCCCCAAGACACUGGCGGACAACGCCGGUCUCGACGGGCGCGAAGUCGUGCUCGAGCUGCUUGACAUCGACCAAGAGUACGGCAGGUACGUGGGACUUGACCUCGACACCGGCAAGUUCCUCAUCCCCGCGGCCGAGGGCAUAUGGGACAAUUACAGCGUCAAGAAGCAGACCCUUACCAUAGCCACCACAGUGGCGCAGCAGACGCUGCUGGUCGACGAGAUCAUCAAGGCUGGGCGGUCAAUGAGCGCUAAGCCCACGUGA